Messenger RNA from Brassica napus (rape), 3212 nucleotides. RefSeq lists its product as uncharacterized. NCBI's taxonomy places the organism in Eukaryota, Viridiplantae, Streptophyta, Magnoliopsida, Brassicales, Brassicaceae. Gene Ontology annotation, cellular component: nucleus. Gene Ontology annotation, biological process: DNA repair; DNA replication; DNA recombination. Bases 707 to 2020 code for a protein of 437 amino acids. The record is from RefSeq and is a predicted model, not a curated record. The transcript has 8 exons. Gene Ontology annotation, molecular function: DNA binding.
AAUAAAAGGGAUUGAGCGAGAGUUUUUAGAGAGUCCACGUAGGACAGAAUAAUUAGCCAAUCAGAGACUCUUUUUUUGACACGUCAUUAUGACUGCUUUCGUAUGGGCUUAAUUGUUCAGAUUUCGUAUGGGCUCUAUUGUUUUGUAUGGGCUUCAUUGUUCAGAUUAUCAUGCAGCCCAUCUUAUAAUGCCCAUAAAUCUGAUCUCUCUUCCAACGUUGAGAGCUUUCUUCCGACUCUUCCACCUCCGACUUUUCCACUUCAUCUUCUCCAACGCCUGCCUUUUUUCCCACUACGUUCUCAAUCAAUUACACUGUUAAAGAUGAUCUUCAAUGUUGUGAUUCAUCUUCCCUUUACUUCUCUUAUAUAUAGUUCUAUCCCUAAACCUAAUUGUACCCUAAAUAAAAAAACCUACUCUGCAAAAAAAAAAUCUACGGCAAUGAAAUCCGCCGUAAAGUCUCAGCUUACCACCGGAAAAGCUCCCCUCGCCAUGUAUUUCAAUGACAUCUCUCGAGGACUAUCAGAGUCACAGCUCCGAUUUCGAGUAAUCCACUUUUGGGAGGCAAAAAAUAUAGCGAAUAGGACCCUCAUUGGGAUAGAGCUCCUGCUCAUCGACGAACAGGUAUAGGUUCUAAUCUUCAACUUUCAUUCCAUUCAUAAACCACCAUCCUUAACUUGAAUUAUUUCAACUCCUGCAGGGGACUGUGAUGCAAGGAUUUAUUUCCUCUUCUCGUGCUCCAACGUACCUGCCUCAUCUGAAAGCAGGAGCAACUUACACCCUUCAGAAUUUUUUGGCUGCCACAAGCAAGGAGAUUUACCGCGUCGCUGAUCAGAAUUUAACAAUUUCAUUCUCGAACGGCUCUGUUCUUGCUCCUCUCGACGACAUCCCCGUCUCCGUCUCUUUUCCAACCGACAGGUUCAGGUUCCACACACAUGAGGAUUUCCAAGCUCACCGUGGUCUCAGGGGCGAUCUCUACGAUGUCGUUGGCCACUUGAGGCUGGUGAAUGGUCAGUCUCUCAUUGACCGCCCCGUCCUUGACGAAGCCGAAGUAAUCAGCACGCGUCGUAUUUUGGUUCAUUUGCAAUCAAAAGAUGAACCUGUUAUGAAGCUCUACCUUUGGGACCAGGCUGCAAAGGACUUUUACAAGAAAUUCACAUCCAGUGAGGACACUCCCACCGUUCUUUUGGUCACGACCGUUAACCCAAAAGUUAUAGCAGGUAAUUUAGCUCUCAGUUCGAUGGCCUCCUCCCGUGUCUUUAUAGACAAAGAUAUUCAGCCCACGAUUGAUUACUUCAGCUGGUUGGGUUCUAACCCAGAGAUUGCAAAGCGGGUAAAUGCAGAUGAGGUUACUAGGUCUGAGACAAUGACAAUUGGGCAGAUCUAUGCUUACAUCAAGCAGGAAAAUGCCAAGGAAGCUUCUUUCGACUGCAUAGCCACAAUUGAUGAUGUUAAGCGUGACAGUGCAUGGUACUAUAUUGGCUGCAGCGGUUGUCAAACAAAGGCCACCAGAGGUCCUUCUUCGUUAAUGUGCGCCAAGUGCGGCAAAACUAAUGUGUCUGGUGUAGCAAAGUAUCUCGCAAAGAUCUCUGUCUAUGACAAAAAUGACCAGGCUGUUUUUGUCCUUCUUGGUGAUGCAGGAAGUGAGUUGACAGGAAAGAAUGCGGCAGAAUUGGUUAACAACUACUUUGAGGCUAAUCAAGACCUUGGUGCUGGCCAUCAGAUGCCUGUCCCCCAAGCAUUACUCGACACCAUUGGCCAAACACAUAAGUUCAGGGUCAAGGUGUCUAAGCUCAACUUGACAGGCAAGAUUCAGGCCAUAACCGUUACGAAGAUUGUCUCAUCAGAGGUUCUGCCACCUGUGCCAACUCCAACUGAAAUCCCACAUGAUGUGGAAGAUGAAGUUGCCUUGCCUUCUGCAAUUGUCAUUGAUGGCUCUGGAUUCAAAGCUGAUGAUGCGGACGGAAGUACCAGCAGCAUGGAUGAAUCACGCAAGGCUAAGCGUCCCAAACAUGGCAAAUAGAAAUUAUGCCACUCAUUUUAUACAUGCUAAGUGGUCGCCUUUUUUAUUUCAGUUUGAGUUAAGACUAUGCUUUUUUUUGGUUAUUUUAGACUUUGCGUCUACAGAACAACUUCGUUUUUUUUUUGGUAAUGCCUACUGUCCUUCAGAUGAGUCUAUACAAUUGAGGCAACACUCCUUCUCUGAUAAAUUAGAUACAUAACACGGACAUAUAUUGCCUUAGUAAUGUCAACACUAACGCAAUCAAAGUUUUAAAAUACAAUUCAAGUUUGAAUAAACUAAGCGAUAUAACAUUAAAGCAAUGUUAAAAAUAUAUCACCGACCAAAAAACAUUAAAGCAAUGUUACAAAUAUAUAUCGCCUACCAAAAAACAAUUUACGCUCACCUCCAAAUAAAAAAAUAGAAACAUAAUAUUUUACAAAUCGUAAUGUACCAUAAAUAUUCCACCAUUAGACGAACGUGAUUGACAGCAUAAAUUUUGCACCCAAACAUUAAGUCAAACCCAAUUGUUUUGAUAAAAUCUUCUUCCGAAAAAACAUAAAAAAUUAAUCAUACUAUGUGUUUUGCCCAUACUUGCGGGCUUAGUAAUUUUACAAAAACUUAUAAAUAGAUUGUAUAUUAUCAAUUCAAAAGCCAUUAGAAUAAAUUAUUUUAUUUUUAUUAUGUAAAAUAAACUUGAAAAAAUUUAUAUACACAUAAAAAGUAUAUAAGGAUUUGUAUGGAUUUUUAGAAUAUUGUUAUGUGAAAUAUUUUGGGAUGGCAUAAUCUAUAAUCUUUUUAGAUAAUGAUAGUUAUCAAAUUAAUGAAAAUCGUUUUUAUUUAUAGGUAAUUAUUUAUUAACAAAUAUAAUCUAAUUAUUUAUUAAGAGAUAAUUACUUUAAACGUUCUAAUUUUUAACGUGAGUGCGAAAAAAUCAUUUCCAAAAUAAUAGUAUAAAUAUUUUAGAAUUAUUCGCCAUUUUAUUUUCAAAAAUUAUCACAAUAAAUAAUUUUGAUAGUCCUAAGAAAUUUAUCAUAAAUGAUUGAUGAUUUAAUAUAUGUAUAUAUAUAUAUAUAUUAAAAUAGAACCAGUUUAAUAUUACUAAACCAAAUAUAAUAUAAAUAUAUAUAAUAUAUAUAAUAUUUAUAUUACUAAUUUAAAUAUAAUAUAAAUUCAAAUAUCGUAUUAUUGUUAAUUAUUUUUAAUUAUUCUAAAC